CAAAAAUAGAAAUCUUACUGCAGCACAGUGACAGGAAGUUGAAGCUUUUCUAUUCCACAGCCUGGUGUGCUUAUGUACCAUGAUAAAUCUUUGUUGGAAUGUUCAUUGAAUAUAGUGCCAGCAGUCUGGAAACAUACCUACUAAGAAGGAUCAUUUGAGUAAAAUCAGUCAAGAAAAAACAACUACAUGGAGUAAACCAUACAAAGUGUCUCGCAAGAAAAAAAAAUCAUUUACUGGAUAUCCCGAAGCACAAAAUUUACUCAUACUUUUAAAUACGAUUGUUGAAGAUCAGAACUGUAUACAAAUCUCAUCAUUUCUGACCAUGAUUAGUGUAACCUGGAACAUCUUCCUAAUAUGGACUAAAAUAGGGCUGUUACUGGACAUUGCACCUUACUCUGUCAGUGCCAAACCAUGCCCUUCAGUAUGUCGCUGUGAUGUGGGCUACAUAUAUUGUAAUGACCGCGAUUUGACAUCUAUCCCCACAGGAAUCCCAGAGGAUGCUACUACCCUCUUCCUUCAGAACAAUCAAAUAAAUAAUGCUGGGAUUCCUUCAGAACUGAAGAACUUGCUUAGGGUGGAAAGAAUAUAUUUAUACCACAAUAGCCUAGAUGAAUUCCCUACCAACCUCCCUAAGUAUGUUAAAGAACUGCAUUUGCAGGAAAAUAAUAUAAGGACCAUUACUUAUGAUUCACUUUCACAAAUUCCUUAUUUGGAAGAACUGCAUUUGGAUGAUAAUUCAGUUUCUGCAGUUAGCAUUGAAGAUGGAGCUUUCCGGGACAACAUGUAUCUCAGACUUCUUUUUCUCUCUCGAAAUCACCUUAGCACCAUUCCCUGGGGUUUGCCUAAAACAAUAGAAGAGCUACGCUUGGAUGAUAAUCGUAUUUCCACAAUUUCAGAGCUGUCCCUUCAAGACCUCACAAAUCUAAAACGCCUUGUUUUAGAUGGGAAUCUUCUGAAUAAUCAUGGAUUAGGAGACAAAGUCUUCAUGAAUUUAGUCAAUCUUACAGAACUGUCAUUGGUCCGCAAUUCACUUACAGCUGCACCAGUAAACUUGCCAGGAACAAAUCUAAGAAAGCUUUAUCUGCAAGAAAACCAUAUCAAUCGUGUGCCACCUAAUGCUUUCUCUUACUUAAGGCAAUUGUAUCGACUAGAUAUGUCCAAUAACAAUCUUAGCAAUUUACCUCAGGGUGUCUUUGAUGAUCUGGACAACAUCACUCAAUUGUUUCUUCGCAACAACCCAUGGCACUGUGGGUGCAAAAUGAAAUGGGUACGUGACUGGCUACAAUCAUUACCUUUAAAGGUUAAUGUACGUGGACUGAUGUGUCAGGCACCGGAAAAAGUACGUGGAAUGGCUAUCAAAGACCUCAAUGCAGAACUGUUUGAUUGUAAGGAUGAUGGUACAAUAAGCACCAUCCAAAUCACUACUGCAAUACCAAACACGUUAUAUCCAGCCCAAGGACAUUGGCCAGUUUCUGUGACCAAACAACCAGACAUAAAAACUCCCAAUCUGAAUAAGAACUACAGAACCACAGCAAGCCCAGUACGCAAAAUUAUAACAAUAUUUGUGAAAUCUGUAAGUACAGAGACUAUACAUAUCUCUUGGAAAGUUGCACUACCAAUGACUGCUUUAAGACUGAGUUGGCUCAAGAUGGGUCACAGUCCUGCCUUUGGAUCUAUAACUGAAACAAUAGUUACAGGAGACAGAAAUGACUAUUUACUUACAGCUCUGGAACCCGAAUCACCAUACCGUAUAUGUAUGGUUCCCAUGGAAACCAGUAACACCUAUCUGUCAGAUGAAACUCCCGAAUGCAUCGAGACUGAAACAGCACAUCUUAAAAUGUACAAUCCUACAACAACCCUGAACCGAGAACAAGAGAAAGAACCUUACAAAAAUUCCAGUUUACCUUUGGCUGCCAUUAUAGGAGGUGCUGUGGCUCUAGUAGCUAUAGCAUUGCUGGCAUUAGUUUGCUGGUACGUUCAUAGAAAUGGAUCCUUAUUCUCACGGAACUGUGCGUACAGCAAGGGACGGAGGAGAAAGGAUGACUAUGCUGAAGCAGGAACUAAGAAGGAUAACUCCAUUCUAGAAAUCAGGGAGACUUCUUUUCAGAUGAUACCAAUAAAUAGCGAUCAAGUGUCCAAGGAGGAAUUUGUAAUACAUACCAUAUUCCCACCUAAUGGAAUGAAUCUGUAUAAGAACAGCCACAGUGAAAGCAGUAGUAACAGAAGCUACAGAGACAGUGGUAUUCCAGAUUCAGAUCAUUCACACUCAUGAUACUGAAGGAAAUGAAAGACUGAUUUGAUUUUUUAACAAGAAAAGACUGACUUUAAAGGUUGCUAUUCUACUGCAAAACACUGGAUUGAGAGAACUGACAAAGCAAUGUACUGUACAUUUGCCAUAUAAUUUAUAUUUAAGAACUUUUUAUUAAAAGUUUCAAAUUUCAGGCUACUGCUGCGAUUAAUGUAGUGGGGAUACCUGACCACAAUUCUAUAUUUUAGUAUUUUUUAGUAAUUUGUACUGUAUUUUCCUUGCUAAUAUUGAAGUUACAGACCAUUUAACUUUUGUGUUCUACUGAGUAAGAUGACUUGUUGACUGUGAAAGUGAAUUUUCUUGCCGUGUUGAGCAGUCAGAACGUUCAUCUGAGAUCCUUGUAAGUGUAAGCACAGGUCAUUUUUCACUUUGGUAUUAAUAAAAUAAUGUUAAACUUGGCAAAUCAAGAAGAUUAAGAAGUGGAUAGAAAAACUCACAGAACUAUAAUGUUGGGCCUAUUCAAUCUGUAAACCUCAACAAUAUUCAAUAAACAAAAAUGUGUGUAGUAAUGGGCAAUAUCAGCUGUCUGGAUGUAUCCAUUCAAAAAUGGUGAGAUCCGAUUUAAAAUAUAAUCAUCAAGCCAACUGCAUGCAUGAGACAAGCUCUUAUCGAGUAAAACUGAUACUUGCAAGUAAGUAUAAUGAAAUUCCUAAGAAGGAGUUAAUAAAGAAGAAGAGAAACACACUAGGUUGCACAUACUAAGGAGGUAGAUAUAGUUUAUGGUUAGAUUUCUGGUUACCAAAACUAGUUGCUUAUUACAGAGAAAAUACUGAUGGAUGAUCACAGGCAUUUGGGAGACAAAGGCAAGAGGACUGACAGAAAACACUUAGAAAUAGCUUGGAAUAGAAAAAGUAUGGCAAAUACAGUUCAUAAGAAAAAAAAUGAGGAUAGAAACAGGCAAUACAAGCAAGAUCUCAAAACAAUUUAGUCACAAAGGUAAUCAGACAACAAUAUAGUGUAAAUUCCAACUACGGAAAUAAAGCUAUUUUAAAGCAUAUAUACUAAAAAACAGUAUAGAGAUGUUUAUUAAAAAUGCUGUCAUUACAGUCAGGAAUACUGCCCAUUACUGUCACAAUCUUCCAGAAAAUCCAUAAUAAAUCUGUAAGGUAAAAUGUUUCUUUUUGGCUUCCUACUGAGUAUGAGCUACUUUGUGUUUAAACCCCAAGCCACUCAUUCACUCUUUGUUGCCAUAAUCAUUUGUUUCUUCACCUAGGAACCAAAGUGCAUUGUAUGCCCUUUGGCCAGUCUUGUAUGUGCCUUGAUCCAAUGCUAUGUGUAUCAAGCUUUCUCUUUUUUUUUUAAUCACUUUUUCAUACUUAAAUAUGAGAA
Rhea pennata is the source of this 3637-nucleotide messenger RNA. RefSeq names its product fibronectin leucine rich transmembrane protein 3 (gene FLRT3). The coding region runs from base 323 to 2272 and encodes 649 amino acids. The record is from RefSeq and is a predicted model, not a curated record. NCBI's taxonomy places the organism in Eukaryota, Metazoa, Chordata, Aves, Rheiformes, Rheidae. Gene Ontology annotation, molecular function: protein binding. The transcript has 2 exons.